AUGUUGGACUUCAACAGAAGAGGCCUUUGGCGCAACAGCAACGCUACUGUCAGAGCAAGCAUCACGCCAACAACUGUACCUAUCGUCGUUUAUGUCCAUAACCGGCCGGCGUACUUAAGGGAAGUGCUAACCAGGCUGUCGCGAGUUGACGGAAUCGCGGAGAGUCUUCUGAUUGUGAGCCAUGACGGAUACUUUCCAGAAGUGGUGGCGGUGGUUCGUGAGUUCACCUUCAUGAGGAUUAAGCAGCGCACAACUUCAAAAAACAGCUUUCCCAGCCGCUCCCCCGAUGAUUGCCCCGGAACCCCAUCUCCAAUAACACCAGCGCCAGAUGGUUGCACGGGGGAUUCAGACCAGUACGACAACUUUCGAAACCCCUUCUUCGUGGGCCUGAAACACCACUGGUUCUGGUUGAUGAACCAAGUGUGGGACGAGAUGGAGGAGUUCCAAAACUUUGACGGCCACAUAUGUUUCCUUGAAGAGGACCACUUAGUGGUUCCCAACGCUUAUCGUACACUCCAGGUCCUGAUUGCCGUGAAGAACGCGCGCUGCCCGGACUGCGUCGCAGUCAGCCUGAGCACCGGCCACCGGGCCCAUUCGCCGGGCGUGCUAGGCGGAGAGCACUUCGUCGCUGACCGGAUGUCGAAUAUGGGUUACGCAUUUAACCGCACGGUUUGGCGGAGGAUAAAGGCGCAAGCCCGCAAGUUCUGUGGGUUUGAUGACUAUGGGUGGGACUGGACGCUUGAAUGUGCGGUGAUGGCGAGUUGGGCGCCGGGGACGCUGAGCCUGCACGCGGCAGGCGCGAGUGUAAUCCAUGCGGGCAGGGUCACGCAUAGGUAG
Messenger RNA from Klebsormidium nitens, 837 nucleotides. The record is from the annotation of a GenBank genome assembly. NCBI's taxonomy places the organism in Eukaryota, Viridiplantae, Streptophyta, Klebsormidiophyceae, Klebsormidiales, Klebsormidiaceae.